Molecule: messenger RNA, 408 nt
Organism: Penicillium diatomitis
Lineage: Eukaryota; Fungi; Ascomycota; Eurotiomycetes; Eurotiales; Aspergillaceae
Exons: 1
Coding region: 1-408 (135 amino acids)
Source: RefSeq, a predicted model, not a curated record
AUGACGGAAACAGAGACAUCUCUUCUCUCUCCUCCUUCCGAGAAAACCUCAACUGUGCCUCUCAGUUCCGCGAUCCGUAACACGCCGAUUCACCCAGAUCUCCCUGAGAUUCAAGUACCGGGAGGCUCGCUUGCAACACACAACUACCAUCCCGCUACUUGUCAACCCAUUGACUUCGAAAGACUUCAUGCAGAUUUGAAACAGCUAGCCCAUGAAUUUCCAACACAAGAGGCGGCGCUGAAGGCCCAGCAACAGGCCGCCGAGGAAGUGAGAACUCUCAUCCAAGAAGCGGAGAAAAAGAGGGAGCAGGUACAAAAAUCGAUCGACAAGAAAGUAAAAGAAAGGGAUACGGAAAUGAAGAUUCUCUCGAAAUACCAAGAGGUCAAGGCAUCAGACAUUCCCGCCUGA